Messenger RNA from Hypanus sabinus (Atlantic stingray), 908 nucleotides. Its product is annotated as nucleoside diphosphate kinase-like. Gene Ontology annotation, molecular function: nucleoside diphosphate kinase activity. Bases 313 to 774 code for a protein of 153 amino acids. The record is from RefSeq and is a predicted model, not a curated record. Gene Ontology annotation, biological process: UTP biosynthetic process; CTP biosynthetic process; GTP biosynthetic process. NCBI's taxonomy places the organism in Eukaryota, Metazoa, Chordata, Chondrichthyes, Myliobatiformes, Dasyatidae. The transcript has 5 exons.
UCCCCUCCCCAUCCCCACCCUCAGCCCUACCGGCCCGGUGCGGCUCUCCGCCCGGCCCCGCCGGAGACAAAGGGUCAGCAGCAUCGGCGUUGACCGACCUGCAUCAUCCCCGUCCUUUCAGAUUUCCAGCAUCUUGCCGAGCGAGUCAGCGAACUCCUGUUGUUGCUGCGGGUGUUGGAAAACUGUCAGAUGAGGUUCGAGUCGAUCUUGACCCGACACCCUGUUCUACACGCGCCAUGGUGGUGGAAACAAUUUCACAAGGAGGACCGCCCCUGAACUCCUCAUCUGAUCCAGGAAACAGAGUUCAGAAACAUGGCUGCCAACCUGGAACGCACCUUCAUUGCUGUGAAGCCAGAUGGCGUCCAGCGAGGAAUUGUUGGAGAUAUCAUCAAACGCUUUGAACAGAAGGGGUUUAAACUGGUUGCCAUGAAGUUUCUCCAGGCAUCUUCUUCCCUACUUGAGAAACACUACGAGGAGCUUUCAGAUAAACCGUUUUAUCGCAAGCUGGUCGAGUACAUGAGCUCUGGACCUGUCGUUGCCAUGGUGUGGGAAGGUCUGAAUGUGGUGAAGACUGCCAGGGUGAUGCUGGGUGAAACCAACCCUGCCGACUCCAAGCCUGGCACCAUCCGUGGAGACUUCUGUAUCCAGAUUGGCAGAAACAUCAUCCAUGGGAGUGACUCUGUUCCAAGUGCACAGAAGGAGAUCUGUUUGUGGUUCAAACCAGAGGAGUUAGUGAACUACAAGAACUGUGCCCAUGAUUGGAUCUAUGAGUGAAUCAUUCCAGGAGUACACAAUCCCACCUUAUCUGCAUCAUUCCAAAUGGCUUAGACAUUUUUUAUUGAUUUUAUGUAUCAUGUUGACCCUGAAUGCUAGGGUAGAUAAAUUGUCCAAUAAACAUGUUUAAAAGA